AUGAGUAUUAAGGACCGGAAACCGAUCGUAUACCCAGCACUUUUAUCCAAAGUAUCCGAAGCAUUUCGCGAACGUGUCAUUGUCAGCACCAAGACCAAGGAUAACAUUGAAUACUCGAAUGCAUUUGAUGGGCGUGAGGCGGUGGAUAAACUUGCAUACAUAAUCAAGACCACAGAUCGCAACUUGGCACUAUUAUUGGGUCGCUCGCUAGAUGCCCAAAAGUUCUUCCAUGAUGUGAGCUAUGAACAUCGGUUACGCGACUCAAGUCACGAGUUAUAUCAGUUCAAUUCGACCCCAUCGACCACCACCGCCGUCGGCGACGACAUGCCACCCUGUAGCCCGGCAACCACUUUGCAUGACGACGACUUCACAGAAGACCUUUCGAGUGUCAACUUUGCAAACGAUGCUCCAAAUAACAAUAGCUGUGAUGUAGGCACGCCUAAUGCCGUUUUCACGGUUUUGACCGAUUGUUAUUCGUCCACAUGUACGCGUGAUAAACUUUGCUACAGCGUAUCAUGCCCUAGACGCUUAGAGCAAGCUCGUUCCACUAGACGACCACAACAUGGCCGAUCAAGCAGUAAUACUUCUUUAUUGUUUGCGGAAGAGGAGGAACGUCUUUGGGUUUACACGGUUCCCAAACCGUUGGUUGAAACGAUGAGCAAACAAGAAAUACGCCGCCAAGAGAACAUAUAUGAACUCAUUUAUACUGAAAGAGAUUUUGUCAAUGAUCUGCUUUAUCUUAAAAAGUAUUGGAUUGAUCCCUUAUUAGACGAGCCUAUCAUCUCUGAUGAUCUAAGCGACCGUCAAGAGUUCGUCGAGCAAGUGUUUUGGAACGUGAUGGAAGUCUACAGGGUCAAUUCCGAACUGCUACAGGCUCUGUUGAAACGACAGAUGAUACGUCCAGACGUACAGCAAAUAGGUGAAGUGAUGGUUACAUACACUGCAAAGUUUGAACCAUUUGUUCGAUAUGGUGCCCAUCAAGUUAUUGGCAAGCAUAUUUUUGAAACAGAAAAGUCCACAAAUUCUGAAUUCGCCAAAUUCGUUCAGAAAACCGAGCGAUUGAAGCAAUCACGUAAAUUGGAGUUGAACGGGUAUCUUACCAAACCAACAACGCGGUUAGGAAGAUAUAAUUUACUUUUGCGUGAAAUUUUACGACAUACACCCGAAGAUCAUCCAGAUCAAGAAAAUCUAUCCAAGGCAAUGAAGAUCAUCAGUAAUUUUCUAACAGCUGUCAACCGUGAGACGGGCAAGACUGAAAGCCGGCAUAAUAUAUAUUUGUUGGAGCAACGUUUGGUAAAUCAUCGACAGGCUGAUAUGGACCUGGGACUAAGGGCUGAGGAUCGACAAUUGGUUCUUAAGGGCGCAUUGAAAAAGAAGGGAUCUGGCUCAGAGUCAUCAGAUAUGCUUCUCUUUUUAUUGGAUCACUAUCUCGUGAUCACCAAGCAGAAGUUUGCCAAUAACACCGAGUACUAUAAACUGUAUCGCAAGCCAAUUCCUCUUGCUUUACUUUCUGUGUCAUUCCCGGAUCUAACGAAGCGCUCUAGCUCAAUAUUACCAUCAUACAGUCGCACAAGCAAAGAUUCGUUUACGUCUGUCGGCAGUAUGGAUAGCAUUACAGCCGCAACGCCUCCUCCGCCAUCUCCUUCAGCUAGCACCAACACCAAUAGUGGUAGCAAAUCUGGUUAUCCAUUAUGUUUCUCACACCUUGGCAAACACGGAACGGCUCCAAUUACUCUCUUUGCCGCAACGAUGGCGAUCCGCAGGCAGUGGAUUGUUAAGAUCCAGAGCCAGCAGCAGGCGUUUAUGGAAAAGAACAAGAUUAUUGAGUUAGUUCCUAUCAAUGGCGACUUCUUUACUGCGUUUAACAAGGUUCGCUGUGCCGCAGGAUAUGAUGGCGGGAAAUCGUUGGUAUUCGGCAGUGAUCAAGGCGUUUAUGUCAAGAGAAAGAACAGCUUUGUUCGGAUCUUGGCAAUGGAGAAAGUAUCUCAAAUUGAUGUGCUCGAAAAUGGAGCAAAUCGGCUCUUGCUGGUGCUUGCGGAUAAAGUGCUUUAUGCUUAUCCAUUGGAUACCCUUCUUCUGGAUCCUGAACUUGCUGGCAGCGGACGAAGCAGCAGCAGUAAUCGACGCGGCAAUGCGGGUCGCAAGAUCAACAGUCAUGUAUCGUUCUUCAAAAUUGGAAAGAUUCAACGGUCAUCUGCUGCUGAGAAAACUUUGGUAUGCUUUGUACGUCAGAAUGCCAUGACGUCGACGAUCCGCGCUCUGGAACCACAGCAGCAUCAUCUCGGCAGAUUGAUACGCGGUCCACAGGAUUCACUUAAAGUCUAUAAAGAUCUCUAUAUACCCGGCGUAGCAUCGUCUAUCCAAUUUUUCCGAAAUAUCAUUUGCGUGGGCUGUCCCAAAGGCUUUCAGAUGGUUGAUCUUGCAUCCACCGAGGUCCAGAGUGUUUUGGAUCCUAGCGACACUCGUCACCAAUCGAUACUUCAGCGUGAAAAUUUGAAACCAAUCACCAUGUUUCGUCAUGAUGGCAACAUUUUACUAUGUUACAACGAAAUUGCUUUCUACAUUGACAAGAAGGGCAGGCGCGUUCGAGAAGACUGGAUGAUCUGCUGGGAAGGCAACCCUGUCUCAUUUGCAUUCCGCUUCCCUUAUAUCAUUGCCUUUGAUCCAACUUUUGUCGAAGUGAGACAUAUUGAUACUGUAAGUGAGGAUGGCUAUGCGGUUAUGGAGUGA
This is a messenger RNA of Zychaea mexicana, 2730 nucleotides long. RefSeq names its product CNH domain-containing protein. Gene Ontology annotation, biological process: intracellular signal transduction. The coding region runs from base 1 to 2730 and encodes 909 amino acids. Gene Ontology annotation, molecular function: guanyl-nucleotide exchange factor activity. The record is from RefSeq and is a predicted model, not a curated record. NCBI's taxonomy places the organism in Eukaryota, Fungi, Mucoromycota, Mucoromycetes, Mucorales, Lichtheimiaceae. The transcript has 11 exons.